This is a messenger RNA of Haemorhous mexicanus (house finch), 3264 nucleotides long. RefSeq names its product ligand of numb-protein X 1 (gene LNX1). The record is from RefSeq and is a predicted model, not a curated record. The transcript has 12 exons. Lineage: Eukaryota; Metazoa; Chordata; Aves; Passeriformes; Fringillidae. Gene Ontology annotation, cellular component: cytoplasm. Gene Ontology annotation, biological process: ubiquitin-dependent protein catabolic process. Bases 326 to 2680 code for a protein of 784 amino acids. Gene Ontology annotation, molecular function: ubiquitin-protein transferase activity; protein binding; metal ion binding.
ACCGGCAGGCGUGGCCUUUUAAACCUUAAAUUGCUCAGGUUUAUGCAAUUCAGCUUUUCUGUGCCUUCUGUCAUGCCACAGGCUUCACCAUCUGACACGGGCACCAGCAGCUGUCUGCCUGCAGCUGGGGGCUGAGCGCAGGCCCUGCCCAGCCAUGCCAGCCCCAGCCUGCUGAUCCGACACCUGCACCGCUCCCUGCAGCGCAUGAGAGACACGGCAAAGCCACACACAUCUGACGGCACACGAGCCUUGCUACAGCUCUCAUAGACAGAAAACGGGUUGGGUGUUCCCACCUGCCCCCUUUUGAAUUGCAUCCAUUCUGAUUAUGAGCCAGAAAGAAGAAGAAAUGGAGGAUAGCUCCCUGCCACUCUGUGUCACCUGCGGCCAAGCGCAUUUACCGGAAGAAAACCACUUGUACAGCUACACCGAAGAAGUAGAUGAUGAUCUGAUAUGCCACAUUUGCCUGCAACCUUUGCUGCAGCCAUUAGACACGCUCUGUGGUCACACCUUCUGCACAGCCUGCCUUACAAACUUCCUCGUGGAAAAAGACUUCUGUCCCAUGGACCGCAAGCUUGUGAUUCUCCAGACGUGCAGGAAGUCCAGCAUACUAGUGAAUAACCUCCUGGACAAGCUAAUGGUUAGCUGCCCUUUCACAGAACACUGCUCAGAGGUUGUGCAACGUGGUCACCUUGAACAGCAUUUCCAAACCCAAUGUAAAGGAGCAUCCCACUAUGGCCUUACCAAGGAACGGAAGAGGCGUUCCCAGGACUGCUCUCCAGACCGUGGCUCCAGCUUGGCAGUAGCUGCCCUGGGCCCUGAGCUCUCAGCAGCUGCAGCCAUCGCCUUAAUGACGGAUGAGCCAGGGCUGGUGAACCCGGCCUUCAGCCCCACCUCAGAGGACAGCCAGCUGGGCAGCAGCCCCGGAGACCUGCACCGCAGCAACCGCAACAGAACUCGACACUUUGAACGUUCCACUAUAAGAAGCAGAUCUUUUAAAAAAAUAAACAAGGCGUUCAGCGUCCUUCGAAGGACAAAAAGUGGAAGUGCCGUUUCCAACCAGACUGACCGGGAAAGGGAGACUGUUGGAAACUCUGCUGCUGGAGAGGAAGAUUCAGAAUGCUCCAUACAACCCCCUGAGACAAAACCACAACAUUCUGUGGGAAAACCUGGAAGAAUCACCAAAAACAAGACAGAAAGUUUCCUUCUUUCUAGAUUCAGCAGCUCUUCGAUAUUUAAGGACUGGAAAUAUAAAAUGGUAAAGAAAGGUUUCCCCAGGUUGUACCACCUGAUUCCAGAUGGGGAGGUUACCUGCAUUAAGAUCAGCCGUACGGAUCCCCAUGAAAGCCUGGCCAUCAGGAUCGUGGGAGGCAGUGAGACCCCUUUGGUUCACAUUAUUAUACAGCAUAUUUAUCGAGAUGGGGUGAUUGCCAGAGAUGGAAGAUUGCUGCCUGGAGACAUGAUACUAAAGGUAAACGGCAUGGACAUCAAAAAUGUGCCUCACAACUAUGCCCUGUCAAUCCUGAAGCAGCCCUGCCAUGUGCUGCGACUGACGGUGCUCCGAGAGCAGAGGUACCGAUGCCGAAACAGCGGGCUUUCCCUGGAUGCUCUCUGCAAUAGGGAUGACAGCUUCCAUGUAGUGCUAAACAAGAGCAGUCCGGAUGAGCAGCUGGGGAUAAAGCUGGUCCGCAAGGCCGACGAGCCGGGGGUGUUCAUUUUCAACUUGCUGGAAGGCGGCAUGGCGGCCCGCGAUGGGCAGCUGCAGGAGAACGACCGCGUGCUGGCCAUCAACGGGCACGACCACCGCUACGGCAGCCCCGAGAGCGCUGCCCAGCUGAUACAGGCCAGCGAGAAGCAGGUUCACUUCGUGGUGUCGCGGCAGAGCAGGCAGCAGACCCCCGACCUCCUGCAGGAGACCGGCUGGACUUCCAGCGCCGGCGGCUCCCAGCCUUGUCCCGCCGAGAGAAACAACGCCGGCAAGAGCACACUUCACACUGUCACCUGUCAUGAGAAGGUGGUGGCUGUCCGGAAAGAUCACACGGAAUCCCUGGGAAUGACUGUGGCAGGUGGAGCAUCUAACCGGGAAUGGGAUUUGCCUAUCUACGUGAUAAGUGUGGAACCUGGAGGAGUGAUCAGCAGAGACAGCAGGAUAAAAACAGGUGACAUCCUCCUGAACGUGAACGGCAUUGAUCUGACAGGAGUCAGCCGGAGUGAGGCCGUCGCCCUGCUGAAGAACACCAACUCCUCAGUGGUGCUCAAAGCCCUGGAGAUGAGGGCAUGUGAAGCCCAGGAGGAGCAGGGUCACCUACCACCCCCUGAGGACACACAGGCGAGCUCUGAGAGCAGCGAGUGGUCACCGUCCUGGGUUAUGUGGCUGGGGCUGCCACGAUAUUUGUACAGCUGCAAAGAAAUUGUAUUACGAAGAAAUACAUCUGGAAGUCUUGGCUUCAGCAUCGUAGGAGGUUAUGAAGAACAUAGUGGGAACAAACCAUUCUUUAUCAAAUCCAUUGUUGGGGGAACACCAGCAUAUAAUGAUGGCAGAAUUAGAUGCGGUGACAUCCUCCUUGCUGUCAAUGGCAAGAACACAUCAGGAAUGAUGCAUGCCUGCUUGGCAAGGAUGCUCAAAGAACUAAAAGGAAAAAUUACUCUCACAAUUGUGUCCUGGCCUGGCACAUUUUUAUAAAACAAGUCUUCAUGGAGAGUGUGACAAGUAAUUUAACAUGGGGAAAACAUUUUAAAGAAAAGGAGCACCAGUCUUUGCUUUUUUGGGGAGUAAAGUAUGUAUUUAUAAAGAAAAGGUUUGUGAAAUUUCAACCUGCAUGUCAAGAAAAGUCAAGUUUAGGCAAAGCAGUGACACCCAUCAGAAAAUCACUUCAGAGUGAUCCAAGCUACAGACUUAAGUCCUUCCUUCCCUGUGUUCUUAAGGGUUUUUGUUGUUUUUUUUAUACAUACCUGUAUAUCUAUUUAAUGCAUUAUAAUAAUAAUAAUGAUAAUGAAACUUAAGGAGCAACAGCUUCUGCUCACCCACUUUAUUUUGAUUUACAAAAAGAAAACCUUGAAUAACUUAUGGAAAUAUUUCUUGCAAUUUUUCUAGUUGCAAUAAUCAGGUGAAGGUUUUUAUCCAACACAUUAAUAGCACUUUGAUUAUGUGUACCUUUUCAUGGUCAGCAUGAAGCUGGUAUUUUCAAGACUUUCAAGUACUGUUUGUUAGUCUGUAAAACUGUGAAUGAAAUUUCUAAAAUAAUUAAAAAUAACUGUAACUGUGUA